Argentina anserina (silverweed cinquefoil) is the source of this 1927-nucleotide messenger RNA. RefSeq lists its product as uncharacterized. Lineage: Eukaryota; Viridiplantae; Streptophyta; Magnoliopsida; Rosales; Rosaceae. The transcript has a single exon. The record is from RefSeq and is a predicted model, not a curated record. Bases 1 to 1818 code for a protein of 605 amino acids.
AUGAACCGAUCCUUGUCGUCAAAGGCGGCGAAGAAGCCCUCUCCGGCGCCGAAGAGGAAGAAAAUGGAUCAGAGCACUCGUAACCCGUUGAAGGAUGUCAAUGCCAUAAGCACCACUAGCAACCACUGCAGCGAGGCUUCAUCAACUUCAUCUUCAAUCUCCAUCGAAGCCCCACGAGGCUGCCUCAGGUUCUUUCUCUCUCAUUCCUCUUCUUCUAAUUUGAAAACUCCUAUACGCCCAAGGUGCCCUAAAACUCUCUCCAAAACCCCUAAAUCAGCUCCUACAGUGAGGCCUUCAGUGCCCAAGGAGAACCAACACAAGUUAAAACUCAAGUCUAGUUCUAGGAAUGGCCUAAAGUUGAAAGCUUGUCCAGUUUUAAACUCAAAAGGAAACUCCUUUCAAUCUGGUUCUGAUCUGGGUCAGUCCAAUGAGCUCAAAUCAGAUUGUGGUGAUGGAACCCUUACUCCCUUACCUAAGAAACCUACUAGGUUGGGUUUGGAUUGCAAACUCGUUAAGAGUGAUAGUAAAACUCCUCCUAUUGAGGCCUCUGUGUCUCCAGAGAUACAGUUUGGAUCGUCCGCCGUGUCAUCAGCCUCGCUGGCUUGUUAUGCUGCCGGCCAUGUUCUUUCGGGGAUCGCCGACAAGAGGAAGUGCAGGCCCAGGGGAGUUCUCAAUGUUGGAGAGAAUGAUUCAGGCUUUGGGAAAGGGAAGGCUUUAUGCAGCUUUGAGCGAGUGGAGGAGGAUGAUGGUCAAGGAAUGGUUGGAGAUCCUGAUGCUUCUAUGGUUCCCUUACCCACUGAAGCCUCAAUGCAUUGGCUUUUAUCACCAUGUAAUGAGGAAGAUGAGGAUCACAAGGAGCAUUCGGAAACUAGUACUCAGAAUCCCGGCGUGUCCCCCAUUCAUGUUCACGAAUUCUCUUCAGAUGUAUGCUGCAAUGACAAGUUGAAAAGUAGUACUCGCCGUAGCAGCAGGAUUAAUACUUGCAUUUCUCCUGGUGGAGUUCCUCAAUUUCAAGAAUUGUUGGAGCCCUUACAUGAGCAUGUGCCUGUUUUCUCUUCACCCCAUUGUACACCCAGUGGUGAGGCUCCACCCUUGAAAGAUGAAGAACAAUACAUAUAUGAUUUUGAUGCUGAGAAUUCUCCGUUUUCUGUGGCUUCACUGAGUAGCGGCAAUGUCAUUGUUACGCCGCAAUCAGACUCAAGUGCAGGUAGACAUGCUGGCCUGUCAUGGUCUGAUACAGACAACCAUACGAAACAUUAUGAUUCUCAACUCAAUUCAGUGGCUGAAGCAAUUCGGAUGGCAAGCUUGUCCCCAGACCGUCAUGGGCUGAUUGAGCAUCAGAUUGAUUCAAGUUUCCAAUUUGAUUGUUUAACUACAACUUGCAAUUCAAUUAGUCGAAAACAGAAGACGUUGGAUGAUCAAGCUUCCUGGCAUUCCAACUCCACAUUAUCGCAAUCCCAGCUGAGGAUAUCAUGGAGAGAAGGCUUAAUGAGCCGUGUGUAUGACAUGGAUGAAUGUGAUAGCUGCAGAUGUUUAUCAGACGAAGAGGAAGAUAUUGAUAGCUGCAGCAAUGAUCUUCCCAAAGAAUCCUUUCAAAGUCAUGAAAUCGCUAACAAUGUUGGGGGGGAUCAUAUUUUACCUGAUACUUCAUGGUCUGUUGGUAUACUGGAUGAUAAACCAGGAGUUGCUGAAAUAGUUAAAGAAGAUCUUCCUCCUCAAUCAUGCGCGGAAUCCAUAAGCACUGAUGGAGGCGGCCUUCUUGCUUCAAGGGAUUCAGAUUGGAAUCUCUGUUACAAGAAUGAGCUGUUCCAUGUUUAACUAAUUCAUCUUUUCUUGUAUGAUUGUAUCAGAGCAAGUCCGAUAAUCCUGGUGGUUUUUCUGCUGGAAAUCUAUUAUUACCACUCAGGGACCAUUGUGGUAUCCUUUU